AAACAGGUGCAGGUUCAGUCAUCAUCAGCUCCCAAGCUAGUACUCUACUCCUAUUGGCAGAGCUCUUUUUCUUGGCGCGUUCGAUUUGCUUUGAAUCUUAAAGGACUUUCUUAUGAGUACAGGGCUGUCAAUCUUGAUAAAGGAGACCACUUCACUCCAGAAUUUGAGAAAUUAAAUCCCCUUCACUAUGUCCCAGUCUUGGUUGAUGGAGAUGUAGUUAUUUCAGACUCGUAUGCGAUUAUACUGCAUUUGGAACAAAACUAUCCUCAGAAUCCUUUGUUGCCAUCUGAUCCUCAACUUCGAGCAAUCAAUCUUCAGGCUGCAAGUAUUGUGUCAUCCAGUAUGCAGCCUCUUCACAUGAUGGCAAUCUUGAAAUAUAUCGAGGAAAAGUUUGGGCCUAAAGAGCGAGAAGCUUGGGUGCAGAUCCAUCUAGAGAAAGGCUUCUCUGCCCUCGAGAAGCUGCUGAAAGACCGUGCUGGCACGUAUUCUACAGGAGACACGGCUUAUAUGGCAGAUGUGUUCUUGGCUCCUCAAAUCGCAGUUGCUGCAAACAGAUUCAAAGUCGAUGUGUCAAAAUUCCCAACUUUGGAUGCAAUAUAUAAGUCCUGCAUUGCAUUGCCGGAGUUUGAGGCUUCUUUGCCGGAGAGACAACCUGAUGCUGUGCCAUAGUUCAAUUCUUGGGUUUUUUUUUUUAUAUUUAUAAAUAAACUAGUGUGAAAACUAGCAGUCUUUGAUGUGCACUCAAUAAACUCUCCCUACUUACAUAUAGAUUUCAUUUUUUCAA
Molecule: messenger RNA, 784 nt
Organism: Salvia splendens (bonfire salvia)
Lineage: Eukaryota; Viridiplantae; Streptophyta; Magnoliopsida; Lamiales; Lamiaceae
Product: glutathione S-transferase 2-like
Exons: 9
Biological process (GO): glutathione metabolic process; L-phenylalanine catabolic process
Cellular component (GO): cytoplasm
Molecular function (GO): glutathione transferase activity; maleylacetoacetate isomerase activity
Source: RefSeq, a predicted model, not a curated record